Molecule: messenger RNA, 3125 nt
Organism: Pomacea canaliculata
Lineage: Eukaryota; Metazoa; Mollusca; Gastropoda; Architaenioglossa; Ampullariidae
Product: neuropilin and tolloid-like protein 1
Exons: 5
Coding region: 738-2225 (495 amino acids)
Molecular function (GO): protein binding
Source: RefSeq, a predicted model, not a curated record
CUAAGACGCAAAAUAAAUACAGAUUCACAGUAUUUAAAUAUCUCCUACGCGGAUGCACUACUCACCGGUCCAGGAGGCUGUGAUGUUUGUCACCUCACUUUGAUCCAGAGCUGGUCCGGCCACAUUCAUCAUUACUUCUCCGCUACUUGUCCAGUGGGACAGGUGGCGCCUCUCGUGACUUUCUGACAGCAUUCUUGUAAUGGUCUUGUCAUCGUCUGGGCGUGAUUUGAGUGAGUACGCACGCGCUGUAGGUCGUAAGAGCAGGCGUGUCCCCACAGGUCAGGCUCCGCAACUUACCAGCUCUCGUCAAAGCUCGAGUCGUCUGUCCAGCUGCCUCCUGCUGCUGAUGCUGAUGUUGCAUUAAUCUACAAGACCAGACUUGGACAUUUGGCCGGUCACCGAAUUUAGUCGUGCUGGGUGAUGAUCAACGGUCUGCGGGUGACCGUUGGCAAUCCACGAAAUGUACCACUUCACAAACUCUGGCAUCUGGUAUCUUUAAGAGAUGAUUGCAUCUGCAGUGCUGCAUUUAAUAAUCUUUCGGCGAGAAAUGAUUAAUUAGUGUUCCAGUCGAGAUAGAGACGAUAUAUAAAGUCGAGAGGACCAAAAGGACACCAGGACGCUGGCAAGAGGUCAAGGAAGUGAGAGGAGUUGUUGCAGGGGGAGAAAAAACUACUGUUAGGGGUACGAAGUACCUUUAUUCCAGCUCUACCGAACCUUGUUCUACGAGAACUGUUUUGAUGCGUGUGAUGGCGGGCAGGGGCAUGAGGCUAACCUCGGAGGUAUAUGUGCUGAUGGUUGUGGCUGUUACAGCACUUGCGUCCGGAGAGGGAUCACUGCAGACAUAUAUUUUGGACGAAUGGUGCCAGAAGACACUGGACAUGGCGGUGCAGGGGGUGGAUGCCGGUCGCCUGUUGCUGAGGUCAGCGGACCGAGGGUUGCUGUACCCCGACUGCCAGGUCUUCCUCAGGGCGCCACCCGGCAAACGCAUCAUCUUCCACUUCCUCUUCUUCGACAUCCACAGCCCCGCCGAGUGCAGCAGCGACAACCUGCAGCUGUUCGACGACCGCUACCUGCAGCAAGAGUUGACGGGUGCUAUGUGUAACUUGGGGCUGGUGCCAGCAGGUGUGUAUACCUCCACGGGCCAGGAUGCUGCAGUCCGGCUGCACAAAAAUAACUACCUGGCUGACCAGGUGGAGCUCAUCUUCACCGCCUUUCACCUGGCCCCGUGUAGAGACAGUGAGUUCCAGUGCCACAACUCGCACUGCAUCGACAAGACCAUGCGUUGCGAUGACUACGACAGCUGCGGCGACGCGUCGGACAUGUGUCUGCUCGGUCCUGCUGGUGUCGCGGGCGUCGUCAUCGCUUCUGUUAUCCUCAUCGUCUUCCUCGCAGCUCUCAUUGCCGCCCUCCUGUACCGCAGACAUCGACGCCGACGUCAGGAGAAGAAGCACGUCCGCAGACACGCCAUUAAACACGGCGCCGCUUGGAGUGAGAGCAACGGUCGGUCCGAAAUGUUUGAAGUCCCCCAUUCAGACUCCAGGAUGACAGGCUUCUCGACUGACGCCUCAUCCGGGGCUUCUGGGUUUGUGAAAAGUACGGCUGUAGAGGAAGCUGACACGAUGAAAACACAGAAGAAGAGAAAGUGGAAGAAAAAUUCCAAAGGCAAAAGAUCUGCUUGGCAAGACGAGUCGCGCGCGGACCUUGACCUCCACACAAAAGGCGUUUCCAAGGAGACCACCUUGAAGAAGGUCAGGUAUGAAGACGAAGUGGUCCCUGAUAUUUACUCCAUACCCAUUAAGCCAUCGUCGAAGACUCAAGCCUGGGGUGAGACAUGCUGUAACGGUUCACUUCACGUUCAGAACCAAACUGCGUCACAUGCAAGGAAAGACAACUCCAACUGGUCCAAACAAGCAUGGGAGACCAACACUCACUCAAUGGAAGGGAUGGCGAAGAACGGAGAUAGCCAGUUUCCGGUUUACGAACUGGAUGUGAUGAAACUUGAAGACACCUGCCGACGAUUCCACCCGCCCACCUUCUACGAUCAUAUCUUCAGUUUCAGACGUUACCCUUCCGGCGCCAUGAGAAAGGCCGGCAACUCCACUGUCACGUCCAAGAGGAUGGGUUAUCGGCGUCUUCAGCGUGACUGCGGCCACAGCGAGUACCAGACUAUUGACAACCAUUGUCAUGACAACAGCAGCUCCACCUUUCUCAGGGUGGAAAAAUAACCCAGGUCACUGACUAGCAAAAUAAUUUAUAAUUUAGGUUGUAGCUGUCAGAAACAAAUUGGCGAAUAUCAACAAAUAUCAAUACAAGGUAUAUCACCUUACCAAAAAUGUAAAAUUUGAUUUACAUUGUUCGACAAACCAUUUUGAGUCAAAUUCAAAUAAUUUGUUCUCUUCUUUGCAACAUUCUGAUAAGUGUUUGUCUUAAAGUCUUACAAGGGUCAGAAUGUGAGAGAAUAUUUUAAACGCUACAUGUAAGCAACACCGUUACUGAUUACCGUUGGCUAGUAGUGACUGUCAGGCAGCCAUGUAUCAACCCACGUGAUUGCUAACUUUCGGUAAAGAAAACUGGGUGGCUUGGCAGAAAUAUUCAAGUUUAAAAUAAAGAUGUCCUAUGUAAAAUAUAGAUGGAAUGUACUCAGCAGAGACACAAUCACAUGUAAACAACCAGAGAUUCGCUAGAAAAAUGUGCAGAGAGCCUCGUGGCUUUGCAGUUCCGGUCAGCAAUCCCAGGACACAGAACAUGAUGCACAGGACACGCCCUGUCCUGUCUUGCCUGUCCUGUCAUGUCCUGUCCUGUCAUGGCAGCUUUAAUGUCAAAGUUCGUGACAUGGACUGUCCAGACCUCAAGUAACAUACACUGCCCCGAAUUUUGCUGUUUACACGCGAUAUUAUGUUCUUUUUUCACAAUUUUUUUAUAUUGUAUUUUUGAUAUUUGUUUUAGAUACUCGGGUUCGAUAUUGUUGGUGUGAGAAUAAUGGCGACUUAUAGAUAUAUAUAUAUAUUCGUGCAUUAGAUUCUUCCGGUGCAUAUUUGUAUAAUAUACAGGGUGUCCCAAAAAUGUAUACACACUUUGAAAAUUUAUAAAUGCAGGGCGUAUUAACACACAUUUCAUUGUCAGGA